GGUCCGAGGCAACUGUCAAAGCGCACACAUACACACUCAUUCAUAAACGUUUGUGCGAAAGGGAGUGAAAAAAGAUUGCGGCAUUAAAAACAGCGGUAAAAUCAAUAAACUAUUUAAAAGUACUAAAGAAAAACUGCUGAAUUCAACCAAAUAUGUCGAUUGGAGUACCAAUUAAAGUUUUGCACGAGGCCGAGGGCCAUAUAAUCACUUGUGAAACUAUAACCGGUGAAGUGUACCGCGGCAAGCUAAUAGAAGCCGAGGAUAAUAUGAAUUGCCAAAUGACACAAAUAACUGUGACCUAUCGCGACGGACGUACUUCGAAUUUGGAGAAUGUGUACAUUCGAGGCUCUAAGAUUCGCUUUCUCAUACUGCCGGACAUGUUGAAAAACGCGCCAAUGUUCAAGAAGCAAACCGGCAAAGGCCUUGGUGGGACGGCUGGACGCGGCAAAGCAGCGAUACUCCGCGCACAGGCACGCGGGCGAGGAAGAGGCGGCGGCCCACCUGGUAGUGGUGGUCGCGGCGGUCCACCCGGAGGGCCUGGUGGUAGUGGACGCGGCGCUUGGCAAGGUGGACCCACAGGCGGACGUGGACGCGGGGGCUUGUGAAGUACCAGAUAAGGCGACGCAACGUGGAUCACCAUACCACGCUUUUGUAUUAUUUAAGGCAUUAAUUUUAGUGGGCGGGAAUAAACAUACCAUGUUAAAGAUCUACUUUUGUGAAGUGUUUCCUAAGCAGAGAAAAUUUAUGACAUGAAUUAUAGAAGAAAAAUCCAUGAAAUAAGAAAUGAAA
Scaptodrosophila lebanonensis is the source of this 789-nucleotide messenger RNA. RefSeq names its product small nuclear ribonucleoprotein Sm D3 (gene SmD3). The coding region runs from base 153 to 605 and encodes 150 amino acids. Gene Ontology annotation, cellular component: U12-type spliceosomal complex; pICln-Sm protein complex; spliceosomal tri-snRNP complex. The record is from RefSeq and is a predicted model, not a curated record. The transcript is spliced from 2 exons. NCBI's taxonomy places the organism in Eukaryota, Metazoa, Arthropoda, Insecta, Diptera, Drosophilidae. Gene Ontology annotation, molecular function: RNA binding. Gene Ontology annotation, biological process: RNA processing; spliceosomal snRNP assembly.